UUCUUUCUUCAGAUUUAUCUUCAUUGUUAUUAGUAUUAUUCUCUAUUGCACCUUUGCCAACCUUAAGGUAUCUACAUUUCUUUUCUUGUCAAGAAUAUUACUUGUGGCAGCGAUACCAUUCCAAACAAUCACCUGAGUAUAUAGUUUCCCUUAAAAACAUUUGGAAACAGAGUUGAGGUAGGCAGACGUGGAGAAAGUGCCCCUCUAUUAUUUUGCAUCAUACAUCAAACAUUUCUUUGGAUACCUAAAUAAGAGACCCAUCGCCCUCUAAAUCCCUUGAAAAUGUUCCCCCAAACAGUGUUGAGCACAGCCUCCUUUUCCUCUUCCUCUCCGCCCCCUAACCAAAUCCAACUGUUGGAGCAGAAAUAACAAGGAUGAGUAGUUAGUGUUAGGAGAAAUGUUUGUGCACCAAAAAUAAACUGGAAAGGGUCAUCCUAAAUCAUAUUACUUGUUCAUUUCAAAAGUGUCCUUUAAGGAGUGUGUGUGUGAGAGAGAGAGAGAGCUCUUCGCCUCCACCUAGUCCACUGAGCCAUCUGAAUGAUGCCAAGGGAAGAUUUUGCAUUGCAAAGUCUGAUUGAAAAAAAAAAAAGACAGCACCAAUUCAGGUAGUUAAUAGCAGAGUGGGUGCGAGAACUGGGGAGAUGCGAGGGAGAAGGAGCAGCCCAAGCCGCCAGCUCAUGGGCUGACCUGAUUCUCUGAAAUCCUUAGCUCGAUUUCUCUUUCCUCCCGCCUGCCUUUCCCCUUUCGGGUCUUGCUGUCCCCCUGUGUUUUCCCUUUUUAGUGCUUGCAGCCCAGAAAACAAAGAAAUACGGCUCGGGGUGCAUCAGGGCUCCGCCAGUGAGUGCACCGCACCCGGGAGGCAGGCAGGCAGGCGGGCAGGUUUCCCAGCCCCUGGACCAAGGCUUUCCCCGCUCGGGGUCCACAUCUCCUCCCAAACCCCCACCCUCCUCCUCUCCCUCCCUUCCUCCCUCCCUGGCUGCCUCCCUCCCUCUCUCCCUCCCUUCCCUUCCCUUCCCUUCCUCCCCCACCAUCUCAGCGCUGGGAGGAAGGCGGACGGGGCUCAAGAUGGCUUUUGCCCGGCUCUGCGCCCUGCUCGCCUGCUGCUGGAUGCCGGCGGCUGUGCUGGCUACCGCCGCAGCCGCGGCCGCCGCCGCCGGAGGAGGAGACGGGGACCCAUCCAAGGAGCUGGAGUGCAAGCUGAAAAGCAUCACGGUGUCGGCGCUGCCCUUCCUGCGGGAGAACGACCUCAGCAUCAUGCACAGCCCCUCGGCCUCCGAGCCCAAGCUCCUGUUCUCGGUGCGCAAUGACUUCCCCGGGGAAAUGGUGGUGGUGGACGACCUGGAGAACACAGAGCUCCCCUACUUCGUGCUGGAAAUCUCAGGGAACACCGAAGACAUACCUUUAGUACGCUGGAGGCAGCAAUGGCUGGAGAAUGGUACUCUACUCUUUCAUAUCCAUCACCAGGAUGGUGCCCCAAGCCUUCCUGGCCUUGACCCAACAGAAGAGCCCCAAAGUGAGUCAGCUGAAGAAGAACUGAGGAUUCUUCAUAUCUCUGUCAUGGGUGGCAUGAUUGCUUUGCUCCUCUCCAUCCUGUGUCUAGUCAUGAUCCUCUAUACCCGUCGGCGCUGGUGUAAGCGGAGACGUGUGCCCCAACCCCAGAAGAGUGCUAGUGCAGAGGCAGCUAAUGAGAUACACUACAUCCCUUCAGUUCUGAUUGGUGGACAUGGUCGGGAAAGCCUGAGGAAUGCACGGGUGCAGGGCCACAAUUCAAGUGGCACCCUAAGCAUUCGAGAGACCCCCAUCCUGGAUGGCUAUGAGUAUGAUAUCACAGACCUGAGGCAUCAUCUGCAACGGGAGUGCAUGAAUGGUGGUGAAGACUUUGCCAGUCAGGUGACUCGGACUCUGGACUCACUCCAGGGUUGCAAUGAGAAGUCUGGGAUGGACCUCACACCAGGAAGUGACAAUGCCAAGCUGUCUCUGAUGAACAAAUAUAAAGACAACAUCAUUGCCACCAGCCCUGUGGAUGCAAACCACCAACAGGCGACCCUCCUGUCCCACACCUCUAGCAACCAGAGGAAAAGGAUCAAUAACAAAGCUCGAGCUGGAUCUGCCUUCCUGAACCCUGAAGGAGAUUCAGGCACAGAAGCAGAUAAUGACCCACAGCUGACUUUUUACACAGAUCCCUCCCGAAGCAGGAGGCGGAGCAGAGUGGGUUCUCCAAGAAGUCCUGUGAAUAAGACCACCCUGACUCUCAUCAGCAUCACCAGCUGUGUGAUUGGCCUCGUCUGCUCAUCCCAUAUGAGCUGCCCACUCAUUGUCAAAAUCACCCUGCAUGUCCCUGAGCACCUGAUCGCAGAUGGGAGCCGCUUUAUCUUACUGGAGGGCAGCCAACUGGAUGCCAGUGAUUGGCUGAAUCCUGCCCAGGUGGUGCUCUUCUCCCAGCAGAACUCCAGUGGGCCCUGGGCCAUGGAUCUUUGUGCCCGGCGGCUCCUAGACCCUUGUGAACAUCAAUGCGACCCAGAAACUGGUAGGCAGGAGCACCGGGCAGCGGGGGAAUGCCUUUGCUAUGAAGGAUAUAUGAAGGAUCCAGUGCACAAGCAUCUCUGUAUUCGAAACGAAUGGGGCACAAACCAGGGGCCUUGGCCUUACACAAUAUUUCAGAGAGGAUUUGACUUGGUUUUGGGAGAGCAGCCCUCAGAUAAGAUAUUCAGGUUUACCUAUACUCUAGGAGAGGGAAUGUGGCUGCCUUUAAGCAAGAGUUUUGUGAUUCCACCUGCAGAACUGGCUAUCAACCCCUCAGCUAAGUGCAAGACGGACAUGACUGUGAUGGAGGAUGCAGUGGAGGUCAGAGAGGAACUGAUGACCUCAUCCUCCUUUGACAGCCUGGAAGUUCUCUUGGAUUCAUUUGGACCUGUUAGGGACUGCACCAAGGAUAACGGGGGCUGUAGCAAGAAUUUUCGUUGCAUCUCAGAUCGCAAAUUGGAUUCCACUGGUUGUGUGUGCCCAUCAGGACUCAGCCCCAUGAAGGAUGGCACCGGCUGCUAUGACCGCCAUAUUGGAGUUGACUGCUCUGAUGGAUUCAACGGGGGCUGUGAGCAGCUAUGUCUCCAGCAGAUGGCACCUUUCCCAGAGGAUCCUUUGCUAUAUAACAUCCUUAUGUUCUGUGGGUGCAUUGAGGAUUACAAGCUUGGUGUGGAUGGGCGCUCUUGCCAGCUGGUCACUGAGACCUGCCCAGAGGGAGCUGAAUGUGGGGAAAGCCGGGAGCUUUCCAUGAACCAGACUCUGUUUGGGGAGAUAUUCUUUGGCUACAACAAUCACUCCAAGGAAGUAGCACCUGGACAGGUGCUGAAAGGAACAUUCAGGCAGAACAACUUUGCUAGAGGCUUAGAUCAACAGUUACCAGAUGGCCUUGUGGUGGCCACUGUGCCCCUGGAGAAUCAGUGCCUAGAAGAAAUCUCAGAGCCCACACCAGAUCCAGAGUUCCUGACUGGAAUGGUGAACUUUAGUGAAGUGUCUGGAUACCCUCUACUACAACACUGGAAAGUCCGUUCUGUGAUGUACCAUAUCAGACUCAACCAAGCCACCAUUUCCCAAGCUCUUAGCAAUGCCCUCCAUUCUUUGGAUGGGGCUACAUCACGGGGAGAUUUUGUAGCAUUGCUGGACCAAUUUGGCAACCAUUACAUCCAGGAGGCUGUUUAUGGCUUUGAGGAGUCCUGCUCCAUCUGGUACCCAAACAAACAGGUCCAGCGGAGACUUUGGCUGGAGUAUGAAGACAUCAGUAAAGGGACGUUGAGUGGAGCAAAGGAGAUAAUGUAUAUCAAGCACUUUCCCAACAUUAAAAGAGGCAACUCCCCAUCAGAUGAAUCUGAGGAACGGGAGCGAGAUCCUAAAGUACUUACAUUCCCAGAAUAUAUUGCCAGCCUUUCUGAAUCUGGCACCAAGCGCAUGGCAGCUGGAGUCCGUAUGGAGUGCCAGAGUCGAGGCCGGUGCCCCUCUUCUUGUCCUUUGUGCCAUGUGACUGCAAGCCCUGAUUUGCCAGCUGAGCCAAUUCUCUUGGAAGUUACCAAGGCAGCUCCCAUCUAUGAACUGGUUACUAACAACCAGACACAGCGGUUGUUGCAAGAGGCCACCAUGAGCUCACUCUGGUGUUCAGGAAGCGGGGAUGUCAUCGAAGAUUGGUGUCGGUGUGACUCCAGUGCCUUUGGGGCAGAUGGACUCCCCACUUGUGCUCCUCUCCCUCAGCCUGUACUCCGACUUUCUACAGUUCAUGAGCCUAGCAGCACACUGGUAGUAUUGGAAUGGGAACACUCAGAACCACCAAUAGGGGUACAGAUUGUAGAUUACCUUAUUCGCCAGGAGAAGGUCACUGAUAGGAUGGACCAUUCCAAAGUGGAGACUGAAACAGUGUUGAGUUUUGUAGAUGAUAUCAUCUCUGGAGCAAAGUCACCUUGUGCCAUGCCAUCUCAGGUGCCUGAUAAGCAGUUCAACACCAUCUCUCUGAUUAUUCGUUGCCUGGAACCUGACACCACCUACAUGUUUACCCUGUGGGGAGUGGACAACACAGGACGACGUUCCAGACCAAGUGAUGUAAUAGUGAAGACCCCCUGCCCAGUGGUAGAUGAUGUGAAAGCCCAAGAAAUAGCAGACAAGAUCUACAAUCUCUUCAAUGGCUAUACCAGUGGGAAGGAACAACAGACUGCAUAUAACACCCUCCUGGAUCUUGGCUCUCCCAGCCUCCACCGGGUCCUCUAUCACUAUAACCAGCAUUAUGAGAGUUUUGGCGAGUUCACUUGGAGAUGUGAGGAUGAAUUAGGCCCCAGGAAAGCUGGACUCAUCCUCUCCCAACUUGGAGACCUCAGCAACUGGUGCAAUGGCCUCCUCCAGGAACCCAAGAUAAGCCUGCAACGCAUCUCACUCAAGUACUUGGCCUGCCGCUAUCGCGAGAUCAAGCCUUAUGGACUGGAGUGGUCAGAGCUUACCCGAGACCUCAAGAAAACCUGUGAGGAGCAGACACUCAGCGUCCUGUACAAUGAUUAUGGAGACAACAAAGAUAACUAGUGAUUCAGGGGUCCUGCAAAGGGCCACCAAGACUGAGCAGGAGGGAGGAAGAGUUUGGGGGUUGGUUUGGUUUGUUGAUUAAAUAUUUUAAUGGACUAUUGACACCUCCAAAGUUAAAAAAUAAUGUCAACCAGGGAAGACGCCCUCACUGCUCUCUGCAGGACUUCUUCGAUAUGAAAUUCUUCUUCAGCAUGACCUUGCCAGCCUGAGGUUUCGUUCAGUGCCCUUUUCCUUUGAGGGAUUUCUUUAGGAUUUUUAAAUUGUUGUUGUUGUCGAUUUAUUUCCAUUGUUUUUCUAAAAGUUUCAUCAAACUGCUCCAUGCUCCAGAUGAAAAUCAUGCACAGAUUUCCUUUCUCCCUCUCUCUGAACCCAUGCUCCCCACUGUGUCUCCCUCCUGUGCCACACUCAGAGGGAUAUACUCAGAGGAAGAGCUGAGCUUUCAGUCCAUUAGACUUACGAAGACCUAUGUAGUCGGUAGUGUGGUAUAGAAGUGUCAGCUCUAACAAAGGAUGGGUUUGAAUUGAUCCCCACAGAGCUCCUGAGUUUCCCAAACGUGCCAAUAGGGUGAGAGUAGGGCAAAUGAUGGCCAUUUCCUCCACCUCUCUUUCAUUCUUUGCUAGACUGUUUUCUAAAUGAACUAGACCUACAGAAGAAAAGAAUCUUAUGUGGAGAGAGGCUGUUGUCCUCUCCCAUUUUCUCUUUCUUUCCUCACUGCUACAUAAGGAACAUUAGGGCAUUUCUCUUUUGAGGUGAUAUCCACCAACAUUUUCAUGUAUCAUAGUAUAGAAGAGGUCCUCCAGAACUUCUAGAACUUCUGGCCAUUCUUUAGCAUCCAGGAAGGACCAAUUGUAAGCUCCCUCUGGGCAGAUGGAUGUUUUUACAUUUCCCUGGUUAGGAGAAAGUAAAUCCCCACCUCUCUCUCCUUUUCAGAUAGAUAUUCUAUUCUGUGGAAUUAUACCUUUUUUAUUGAGGAAGAAAAAUUGAAGCAAAAAAGUCAUGCCUCUUUCUUAUCUCCUGCAAUACUAGUUCCCAUGAACUUCUUCAGGUCAGGGAAAAAAAUCUUUUUUUUGUUGUUGUUGUUUUGGUGUUUUAUCCAUAAAAGCCAAAUUACCAGGUGCUCCUUAUUCUCCUCAAAAUUCCUCCCCCCCCAACCUGUCCUCCAUGCAUAGACACUGCAUUAAUUCAAUGAUCAUCUUAGAAGAGGUUCAUUUCUUUCAUGUCAGUAUUUUAGCUUGCAAAGUGCUCACAAAAUCCUCCUGGAUAUUUUCCCCCUUACUAACCAUGUGAAAUUAUUCAGCCAAUCUUGCAAAUCUUUUCUCUUGAUGACUUUUCAGGAGAAAGGAAGGACUCCAGUGAAAGUGUCCUCCCACUCCAAGUUAGAGCCCCACAGCAUAGAGAUUUUUUUUCUAGAGGAGCAUGGUGGAAGUUCAAGUGCUCCCAUUAAAAAAUACCCCACUAAUGAGAAAAGGUUUUAUUGUGAACUUUCAUCAUUGGCUACUUAGGAUGAUAUUCUAUUCAGACUAUGCUGCUUCCCUCAUAUCCCAACCCAAAUAUUCAAACCUGCUCCAAGCUUCACUGCCUUCAGGCUUGUGUUCCUUACCUGGAAGGACAUGGGGAAGGUGGGAAAGGAGUGGAAGGUAGGUGAGGUGAGGCACUGAAUAAAGCUAGACUUUGACUUUUCUGAGAAUAGUUGACAUGUAUUAACUCACCCUUCAAAAUGGAGAUUCAGGUGAAUUUAGAAAUCUGUUCCUCACAGAGUGAAUCUUAGGGGACUGCAAUAGCUUCAACAGAGAGGAGCCCCAGAUUGAUCCCCCAGAUGCAGUUCUGUUAAGGGACCUUAAGAGAUGGCUGAUUAAAAAGCUGGAGUUUACCAUUAGUCCUGUCUUCCCACUCUCUCUCUCACUUGGGGUGGGGUGGAGCACCAGCUCUAUAGAUGGUUGUAGAGUUCCAUUUGUCUCUAAGUGGAACUUGAUGUGGCCCCUUUUCUUCCUGAGGUUACCCUCAGCCCAUGAUGAAUAAGAAGUUUGAAUUCUGGGUUCGAAGAAAUUAAUGAUAUUAUCAAGUCUGUUUCCUGAAUGCCAGCCUUCCAUCUCAGGAGGAUGAGCAGAGUUCACCCAUACUUCCUUUGCAUCCUCUAGUGAAAUCUUCCUGAGAGUUCUUUGGAGGUCUGAGUAUCAUGGCCAAUAGAGGACUUUAUUCCCUAGCACUUCUCCUAUGGCAGUACACUAGUAACUGAGGUGAAAUGCUGAGAUUUUUACACAAUUUUUUCUACUUCCCUGCUCUCCCAUCAGAGAUUUCUCACUGAUGAGAGUGAUUUAGUAUUUAAUUAACAAUUAGUAAACAAACAAACAAAGAGGCCCUGUGCAAGAGUUGGGGUCAGGGUGGGGGAGUGGCCUUUGGUGUUUCUUAUUGUCUUUGCCUCUGGAAAAGUGUUAAAUUGAUGGCAACAAUGUCUUCCUGCUCUUUCAGUGAGUGUGCUGAUGGGACUUGGGAUGCAGUAAAUGACACCAUUACCUCUGAAUCUUGGCCCUUCUGUGCUUUUGCCUUUGAAAUAUUGCCUCCCUCUCUUUCCUCCUUUCUUCUCUCCCUUUUGUUCAUAUCCCUUAUCCCUUUAAAGAUCUUUCUCUUCCAGUUUUUUCCUCUCAUCAAUUCUCCUUUAUACCCUAUCUGCUGCCUAGCCCAUUCUCUCCUAUACACCCUUCUUUUGAUUCCAAACCUUCCCGGACUUCCAAUAAGAUUCCCUUCCUCUAUUUUCCUCUAUUCCAUACUCUUUACUUUGGUCUUGGUCCCACCUACCACCAUUGACCCUCAGGGUAUAAAAGAGGGCCCUAUAAGAACAGGGGCAUCCUUAGGACAGAUGAGCAAUGUUGUAGGAAUUAAAGUCCUGUGAUCACCAGCUGGCAUGCAAUGAAGUUGCCCCAAGGAGUCCCUAUAGCCAGAAGUUGAUAGUGGUAUUUUUUCCAGUAUCAAAUCUCCCAAUUUCCAGGCUGCCAUAUUAGUUGGUCCUUAGGAAUUUCCUUUACUCUCUCCUUCCAUCCUCUCUUGUCUUCUCUUGUAUUAUCCUGACCUCUCACCUCUUCCCAUUUUCCACACUGUUAAACUAAUCAGUCCUUAGGUGGUUUCUCUCCCCUUCCCUCCUCUCUCCUCCCGGCCUGUCUCCUCUCCUUUAUCUCUCUGUCUCUCUGUUUUUCUCUUUGUCUCUCUGUCUCUGUCUUUGUCUCUCCCCUCAUCCCUUCUUUCUUUCCCAUUGUUCUCAUGUUCUCAUGCAGCCAAAUUUCUGGGUGUUCCCUCUUGAACACAUAUGUAUCUCUCUCUACUAGCCUUGUGGCUUUUAACUCACCAUUUAGUUACUUUCUUUGGAGAUUGGUCCAUUUAUUAUUUUGGGUUAAUGAUUGAAAACAAACACCACACUUCUUGCUAUUAAGAUGAUCUUAUUAAGAAACCUAGUGUGAGAAAUAUUCUUACUGCUGUAGAUGGGAUGAAAGAACACCGUGUGACCAACUUCAGGUAUAACAGUAUUAUUUAAAAAUAUUGUAUAAUUGUUUUAAAAAUAUAAAAAAGUUAACUAAAUAUUAAACAAAGCUGUUAGUA
This is a messenger RNA of Monodelphis domestica (gray short-tailed opossum), 8649 nucleotides long. RefSeq names its product astrotactin 1 (gene ASTN1). Gene Ontology annotation, molecular function: protein binding. The record is from RefSeq and is a predicted model, not a curated record. Lineage: Eukaryota; Metazoa; Chordata; Mammalia; Didelphimorphia; Didelphidae. Gene Ontology annotation, biological process: neuron cell-cell adhesion; neuron migration. Gene Ontology annotation, cellular component: membrane; endosome.